Molecule: messenger RNA, 267 nt
Organism: Echinococcus granulosus
Lineage: Eukaryota; Metazoa; Platyhelminthes; Cestoda; Cyclophyllidea; Taeniidae
Product: Four-domain proteases inhibitor
Exons: 2
Coding region: 1-267 (88 amino acids)
Molecular function (GO): serine-type endopeptidase inhibitor activity
Source: RefSeq, a predicted model, not a curated record
AUGUGGUGGUACGUUGCCUUUAUUCUUCCUUUUGCUAAUUUCCUUUCAUUAGCUAAUGCAAUGGCAAAUUCUUUCUCAUCCGUUUGUUUUUUGCCUAAAAGUACUGGACCCUGCCGCGGUAGAAUUAAACGUUUCUUUUUCGACAGUGAAGCAGGCAAAUGUGCAGAAUUUAUCUAUGGUGGAUGCAUGGGCAAUGCCAACAACUUUUUUACAAUGGAGGAAUGUGUAUCUACGUGUACUAAUAUGGUAUAUGACAAACGUUCUUAA